Molecule: messenger RNA, 924 nt
Organism: Adineta steineri
Lineage: Eukaryota; Metazoa; Rotifera; Eurotatoria; Adinetida; Adinetidae
Source: the annotation of a GenBank genome assembly
AUGUGUAUUGUUGAUUUACAAUCCGUGAUAAAGCAUCUCUCAUCCUGUGCGGCCUCGUACGAAUACGGAAAAACUAUGUCAUACAAUUCUUCAUCAUCACCAUCUCGAUCAACACCACCACAAAUACCUUCAUCUCUUCCUAUUCCAACAGAAAAUUCUUCAGCAAAUUAUGAUCCAUUUUUUUCAACAUUCGAUCAAAAUUCAUUUGCAAGUCAUUUUUCAUCAACUGGUGUACCAUAUCCAUUCUAUUCUGCUGAUGCUGCAACAUCCUAUUUUUCAAGUCAAGCAAGAACAUAUUCAGAUUAUCUUUGUCAACAAAAUGAACAACCAACAAAUACAAAUACAUCAUCAACAACACCUAUCACAAAUUCAUGGUAUCAACCACCACAUUGUAGUGAUCCAAGAUUUGCAAUGUCACGUUUAUUAACUGGACAAACAUCAUCACAAUAUGAUAUGUAUCAAUCUGCUGCAGCCAUGGUUGAUCCACUGAAGUCAGCAUAUCAUCCAUUUGCAUUUGUACCAAAACGUAAACGAAGAGUUUUAUUUACUCAACAACAAGUUCUGGAACUUGAAAAACGUUUUGAUAAAAGUCGUUAUUUAAAUGCACAAGAUCGUGAUCAAUUAGCACAUUCAUUAAGUUUAACAUCAACACAAGUUAAAAUCUGGUUUCAAAAUCAUCGAUAUAAAACAAAAAAAGCAUCGAAAGAAAAACCAGGAACGAAUUGUAGUGAUAGCGGUGAUGAACAACAACAACAUGAACAACAAUCAACAAGUAGUAAUAAUAAUCAUCAUCAUCAUCAAAUGCAAUCGAACAUGUUUCAUUCUCAAGUACCUCUAGCAGGACAAGCACAUCAACGACUUCAUCAUGCUCAUCAUUUACAUCAUCAUCCACCUCUUCAUUUACUUAAACAUGAACCACGAUAA